Molecule: messenger RNA, 1149 nt
Organism: Beauveria bassiana ARSEF 2860
Lineage: Eukaryota; Fungi; Ascomycota; Sordariomycetes; Hypocreales; Cordycipitaceae
Product: mitochondrial phosphate carrier protein
Exons: 3
Coding region: 1-1149 (382 amino acids)
Biological process (GO): mitochondrial phosphate ion transmembrane transport
Cellular component (GO): mitochondrial inner membrane
Molecular function (GO): phosphate transmembrane transporter activity
Source: RefSeq, a predicted model, not a curated record
AUGGUCUCCUACUAUCCUCAUCCGGACGCCAUCCAAGCCGCCGUGUGCACGCCGCCCGUGGCGGAUCGCCUCGCGCACGGCAAGCCGACGCCGUACCAGGCCCGGCCGGAGCUGUACGGCGCCUUUUCCGUCGUCGAGGACGCCAAGGACAAGGCGAAGCAGCUGAGCGCCGAGGCGCAGAGGGAGUUUGACCGCGCCGCGGCCAAGGCCAAGCCCAAGACGGCCACGAUGGAGCUCUACUCGGGCUCGUACUAUGCUGCCUGCACUUUUGGUGGCCUCCUUGCCUGUGGCCUCACCCACGCCGCCGUUACGCCUCUCGAUCUCGUCAAGACGCGCCGCCAGGUCGACCCCAAGCUGUACACGAGCAACAUCCAGGCGUGGCGCACAAUCUACCGCGCCGAGGGCAUCCGCGGCAUCUUUACCGGCUGGUCCCCGACGCUCUUUGGCUACUCGGCGCAGGGCGCCUUCAAAUACGGCUGGUACGAGUACUUUAAAAAGACCUACGCCGACAUGGCGGGUCCCGACGCUGCCGCCAAGCACAAGACGGGUCUGUACCUGGCCGCUUCCGCGUCGGCCGAAUUCCUCGCCGACAUUGCGCUGUGCCCGUUUGAAGCCGUCAAGGUCCGCUCGCAGGGCACAAUCCCGAACCCGUACAAGGGCACCUUUGACGGCAUCAGCCGGAUCGUCGCGAAAGAGGGCGCGGCGGGCCUGUACAAGGGCAUCUACCCGCUCUGGGGCCGCCAGAUCCCGUACACAAUGAUGAAGUUUGCCUCGUUUGAGACGAUUGUGGAAAUCAUGUACUCGCGCCUGCCGGGCUCCAAGGCCGACUACUCCAAGGCGGCGCAGACGGGCGUCUCCUUUUCGGCGGGCUACCUCGCGGGCAUACUCUGCGCCAUUGUCUCGCACCCGGCCGACGUCAUGGUCAGCAAGCUCAACUCGAACCGCGCGCCGGGCGAGGCGUUUGGCAGCGCGAUGCGGCGCAUCUACAAAGAUAUUGGAUUUAGUGGGCUCUGGAACGGACUCCCCGUCCGCAUUGUCAUGAUUGGCACCUUGACGGGUCUGCAGUGGAUGAUUUAUGAUUAUUUCAAGAUUUUCAUGGGUUUCCCGACUACGGGGGGUACCACGCCUCCAGGCCAAGAGAAGAAGUAA